AUGACGUCGGUGGCGGUUGCGGUGGCGGUGACGGGCAGCGAUGGCGUGGGAGGAAGAGGAAGCAGACGGGCUGUUCGAUGGACGGCGGAGAAUUUAUGGGCGAAGGCGAAUCGUUUGAUUUUAGUCCACAUCAUGCCUAGUAUCACCUGUAUACCCAGUCCAUGCGGAGGAGAUGGUAUAGCAAUUGAGGAAGUUGACGAGACUGUGGGGACACUGUACGUGCAAGAAGUGAAAAUAAAGUUAGAUGAUGAUGUCUUUUUACCAUUUAAGAAGUUAUUAUGCAAAACUAGAGCAGAGAAGGUGGAAAUCGAAACUGUGGUGCUGGAAGAUGAAAAUCCUGCAACUGGGCUUUUAAGAUUUGUGCGUGAGUCAGGGAUUCAUAGUUUAGUAUUGGGGUCUUCUUCCAGUUGCAUUUUGAGGAAGCUAAAGGGACCAGGGGUACCCACAACUGUGCUAAAGUCUGCUCCAGAGACGUGUGAUGUUCAUGUUGUAUCUAGACAGAAAAUCAUCACAAAAUCAGCUACUAACUCACCCACUUAUGAAUCCAAAGUUCAAGGAACCCUUGAAACAUCAUCAGUGUCUAACCUCAGUCACCUAGACUCUAAAGCCUCUGAGCAUGUGGGUUUGUUUAUUAAUGCUACUCUGGAUGUGGGAAGGUGCAAUUCCCUAGCUUCGAGAGAAUCUGACCAGGCCGAAGUAGAACAGCUACGGCUAGAAUUGCAAAACACCAUUAUGAUGUACAAAAGAGCUUGUGAAGAGCUUGUCCAUACUCAGAACAAGGUCCAAUUACUUUCUUCGGAGUGCCUUGAGGAGGCAAAUAAGGUGAAUGCUGCCUUAGAAAGAGAAGAAACUUUGAAGAGAAUUGCUGCUGAAGAGAAAGCAAGGUAUUUGCAAGCCAUAGAGGAGGUUGAGGAGGCAAAAGAUUUGUUUGCUAAAGAAGCUUAUGGAAGACAGAUAGCAGAGCUUAAUGCCCUCAGAGAGUCUUCAGAGAAACAAAAAAUUGUAGAUGCAGUCUUCUCGAAUGACAGAAGGUAUAAAAGGUACACUAAGGAUGAAAUAGAGCUAGCAACAGGUUUCUUCUCCGACAGCAAUGUUAUUGGCGAAGGAGGUUAUGGAAAAGUUUACAAAUGCAAUCUUGAUCAUACCCCAGUAGCUGUUAAGGUUUUCCAUUCCGAUGCAGUUCACAAAAAACAGGAAUUCUUGAGAGAGGUCGAAGUUCUAACGCAGUUACACCACCCACACCUGGUUCUGCUACUUGGAGCCUGCCCUGAUAAUGGUUGCCUGGUCUAUGAGUACUUGGAAAAUGGAAGCCUGGAGGAGAGUAUCUUCCAUCGAAAUGGAAAACCAUCUCUUCCAUGGUUUGUUCGGUUUCGUAUAGUAUUUGAAGUAGCUUGUGGGCUUGCUUUUUUACACAACUCGAAGCCUGAUCCUAUUGUCCAUAGGGAUCUUAAACCGGGUAAUAUCUUGCUAGACAGAAAUUAUGUGAGCAAAAUUGGAGAUGUUGGGCUGGCUAAACUCAUUUCAGAUAUUGUGCCAGACAACAUGACGGAGUACAGAGAUUCUAUUCUUGCUGGUACUCUCUACUACAUGGAUCCUGAGUAUCAGAGAACUGGGACUGUCCGACCCAAAUCAGAUUUAUAUGCUUUUGGAGUUAUAGUUCUCCAAGUGUUGACAGCUCGCCCUCCUAAUGGACUUCUAUUAACUGUUGAAGAUGCUAUCAUGAAUGGCUCAUUUACUGGCAUUCUAGAUACUUCGGUUCAAGAUUGGCCACUUGCUGAGACAGAGGAACUGGCUAAAAUUGCACUGAAGUGCUCUAAACUCAGGUGCAGGGACAGACCAGAUCUUGAUGCGGAAGUUCUGCCGGAUCUAAGAAGACUUGUUGACAUUGCAGCUGCUAGUGUUGAGGUGGAAAGAAGCAAUAUUUAUGCACCAAGCCACUACUUCUGUCCAAUUCUUCAGGACAUAAUGGAUGAUCCCUACAUUGCUGCUGAUGGUUUCACAUAUGAGCACAGAGCAAUCAACGCAUGGCUUGAUAAACACAACGUAUCACCCGUGACAAAGCUGAGGCUCCAGCAUUCUCUCGUAACUCCGAACCACACAUUACGUUCAGCGAUACAGGAGUGGAGAUCACGUGUGAUUAUGCAAGUGCCUUAA
Messenger RNA from Dovyalis caffra, 2154 nucleotides. The record is from the annotation of a GenBank genome assembly. NCBI's taxonomy places the organism in Eukaryota, Viridiplantae, Streptophyta, Magnoliopsida, Malpighiales, Salicaceae.